Sphenostylis stenocarpa is the source of this 1404-nucleotide messenger RNA. The record is from the annotation of a GenBank genome assembly. Lineage: Eukaryota; Viridiplantae; Streptophyta; Magnoliopsida; Fabales; Fabaceae.
AUGUCGCCGCAAUAUUUGGUCGUGGCUUUUCCGUUUGUUCUGUCAGCCUUGACAGAUCUUGCUUUUGAUUUUGCUCAAGCUUCGGAGGAUCACAGUCUCUACAGUAUGGGCAGCAGUGAGAUGGAUAAAGCUCCAAAAGAGAAGGAGUCAAAAACGCCACCACCUACGUCACAGGAGCAAUCUUCGACCACAGCUACUGGAACAGUUAAUCCUGAUUGGCCGGGAUUUCAGGCUUAUUCUCCUAUACCUCCACAUGGUUUCUUGGCAUCAAGUCCCCAGGCUCACCCUUAUAUGUGGGGUGUCCAGCAAUUUAUGCCUCCCUAUGGUACUCCACCACAUCCAUAUGUUGCAAUGUAUCCCCCUGGUGGCAUUUAUGCUCAUCCAUCCAUGCCUCCGGGAUCUUAUCCUUUUAGCCCUUUUGCUAUGCCUUCUCCAAAUGGCAUUGCUGAGGCUUCAGGAAACACUCCUGGCAGCAUGGAAGCCGAUGGUAAGCCUCCUGAAGUGAAGGAAAAAUUGCCAAUUAAAAGAUCAAAAGGAAGUUUGGGUAGUUUGAAUAUGAUCACAGGAAAAAGUAAUGAACAUGGUAAAACACCAGGGACAUCUGCUAAUGGAAUUCAUUCAAAGAGAGCCCAGCAUCAUCCUGUUGAGUAUUGGCUUGCCAUUUGCAAUUGCAUAUGGGCGACUUAUGCUGAUAAGAAAUCUUUGAUUUGUAGCGGUGAUAGUGCAAGUGAAGGUGAAGGUACCAGUGAAGGAAGUGAUGCAAAUUCCCAAAACGACUCUCAAUUGAAAUCAGGGGGCAGGCAGGAUUCUUUUGAAGAUGAACCAUCUCAAAAUGGCAGUUCAGCGUAUACUCCUCAAAAUGGGGGCCUAAAUACACCUCACACGGUUGUCAAUCAAACUAUGCCUAUCAUACCUAUCUCUGCAGGUGGUGCUCCUGGUCCCACAACAAACUUAAAUAUAGGAAUGGAUUAUUGGGGUACACCAGCUUCGUCCAACAUUCCUGCACUUGCUAGAAAAGUUCCAUCUACUGCUGCAGUUGCUGGAUCACGGGAUAGUGUUCAGUCACAACUCUGGCUACAGGAUGAAAGAGAGCUUAAAAGGCAAAGGCGGAAGCAGUCUAACAGGGAAUCUGCUCGCAGAUCCAGGUUGCGUAAGCAGGCUGAGUGUGACGAGUUAGCUCAGCGUGCCGAGGCUUUGAAAAAAGAAAAUGCUUCUCUCCGGUCAGAAGUAAGUAGAAUCAGGAGUGAGUAUGAGCAGUUACUCUCCGAGAACACUGCUCUCAAGGAAAGACUUGGGGAACUACCUGCGAACGAUGAUCAUCAUAGGUCUGGCAGGAACAAUCAGCAUGUGGGCAAUGACGCCCAACAGAGUGGGCAGACAGAGGCUGUGCCAAGUGAUCAGUAG